AUGCCCUCCUGGGCCCAGUACUCAGAACCCGGCACCCCAGGAGCGCGUAGUGCCAAAGACGAGCCGCAGGACGAGCCAGACGUCAAGCCCGAUAUCAAGAGAGUCAAGACACAUCUGAGUGGAAAUCAUGGAAUGUACCAGGAUACCCGAACGGCUGCUAUCGACCUUUUGAAUAUCCUUCGAAAAUCUGUGACGAUGAGGUACGAAGAUGCGUACUUCCGGGUGCAAGAAAACAGCCCCGGGACAGACCCUACCAAAGCGCUCGAAAUCCUGAAAGGCCUGGAGCGUAUAGAAUUCAACGCUGGCAACCAAGUCUUUUCUUACAUCCCCGAGUUGACUUUGAUAACGGCAAGCGAGAUUCGGAACCAUAUCCGUGUCCACUCCACACCCACGUCUGGCUUGCCGCUCAAGACACUGAAAGAAGCCAUGCCCAACGGCGUCGAACCUCUGAAAGACCUCGAGUCCCGCGGGGAUGUCAUGAUCAUGCGUGGUCUCGGAGCGAAUUUCAAGGAUAUCCCGCUCCCGAGAUUGGGUAGGCUCAAUGUGAAUGGGGAGGAUUUGUUGAGCGGGCCGACGACGAGGUGGAAGAUGGUAUUUUGGGAUCAUUUGAAAGAAGCCGGGCGGGCGGGGAAGAGGGUGGAUGAUGAAUUCAUCUUCUCCUGGGCCGACGUUCCCAUCGCGGAAACAGACGACGUCACAAAACUCCUCGCCGACCAGGAACUCUCAGCUUCAUCCCUUACACCAGCCGCCCCCAAGGCCGUAGCCGCCGCCCCAGCCAAAAAGAAGAAACGCAACACCCGCGCACUCAAGAUUACCAACACGCAUAUGAAGGAGCAGGGUAUCGACUUUUCGAAAGAUUAUGUCAAGGGUGCGUGA
Molecule: messenger RNA, 876 nt
Organism: Cryptococcus wingfieldii CBS 7118
Lineage: Eukaryota; Fungi; Basidiomycota; Tremellomycetes; Tremellales; Cryptococcaceae
Product: transcription initiation factor TFIIE subunit beta
Exons: 6
Coding region: 1-876 (291 amino acids)
Biological process (GO): transcription initiation at RNA polymerase II promoter
Cellular component (GO): transcription factor TFIIE complex
Source: RefSeq, a predicted model, not a curated record